ACAACAUACUUAAAGUUACAUUCCAGUACACACAUCGACAGGCAAAGCCAGGAAAGUGCCACGUAUCGUGUAUCGUGUUCUAAAAACAGCGGCAGUUUCUAACGAGCAUUGCCGCGAGUAACAACUUAUCGUCUCUUCAAGAGUCAACUGGCUGAUCAACGAUGGCUAUGUCCGAGCAUGAACGACUGUACACUCCGAGCGAAUGGAGCAAACGAUACAAAUCUGAGGAACUGCUCGAGCGAUUCUUUAAAUUCUGCGAGGAAGUUACGGAAAAGACUCGAAAAACUGUUGAGUGCGAGCUCAAUGUACCAUACGGCCCUACGGAGCGUGCAAAGUACGACAUAUACGGCACCGAUUUACCGGAAGAUGCACCGAUAUUUGUGUUUAUCCACGGAGGAUACUGGCAGGAAUUCAGCAAGGAUCUCGCUGGGUUCUCGGUACCCUUGUUUGUUAAAAACAAAAUCAAAGUAAUAACAGUUGGAUACGAUUUGUGUCCGAAUGUCCGAAUUGGAGAUAUAGUAGCGGAGAUAAAAUCAGCGGUCGCGCAGAUAUUAAAAUAUGCGGCUGAUUCAGGCUCCAAGUACGUGUGCAUCGCUGGACAUAGCGCCGGAGCGCAUUUGGCUGCGUGUCUAUUGCACGAUGAUGAUUGGAUCGAUGACAUGAAACAGCAAGGAUAUUUUGCAUUAUUAAAGGAAAUCAUACUGAUAGCUGGCAUUUACUGCUUAGAACCUUUAGUUGAUAUCAGUUUCGGAGAAGCCCUUAAACUGACUGACGAAGAAAUUAAGGCAUUUAGUAUUUCUACUCUCAAAGAAGCAAAAGGCCGUCGUAUCAGUGGCUUGAAAGUUACCGUAAUCGUAGGUGAUUGCGAUUCUCCAGCGUUUGUAGAUGAAUCGCGCAAAUACGCCCAGAAAAUUAUUCCCAUUGUGGAUAACGUGGAAUACUGUUUACUUCAAGACAUCGAUCAUUUCGACAUAGUAGAGAAACUUCUGGAUUCGAACCAUCACCUCGCUAAAUUGAUAUUGAAGUGUCUCCAACCGGAAGCGAAUAAUUAUUAAAUGAGUAUAUGAACAGUUAAAAGGGACCAUUACUCGUCAUAAGGCAUUGUUCAAUAUUCGUUAAAAAUUAAUAUUUUCUAGAAAAUAUUUAUUAAGAAUUAUAUUAAUUAUAUUAAUUAUAUUAAUGUAACUAUAUAUUUGGCUUAACUAGAAAUGUUAUGUAUAAACAUUGAUUAUACAACAUAAAGAUUGAUCACCUUAUCAA
Messenger RNA from Vollenhovia emeryi, 1260 nucleotides. RefSeq names its product kynurenine formamidase (gene KFase). NCBI's taxonomy places the organism in Eukaryota, Metazoa, Arthropoda, Insecta, Hymenoptera, Formicidae. The record is from RefSeq and is a predicted model, not a curated record. Gene Ontology annotation, molecular function: arylformamidase activity. Bases 162 to 1055 code for a protein of 297 amino acids. The transcript has 8 exons.